Molecule: messenger RNA, 4065 nt
Organism: Raphanus sativus (radish)
Lineage: Eukaryota; Viridiplantae; Streptophyta; Magnoliopsida; Brassicales; Brassicaceae
Product: calcineurin-binding protein 1
Biological process (GO): chromatin organization
Cellular component (GO): nucleus
Molecular function (GO): nucleosome binding; protein binding
Source: RefSeq, a predicted model, not a curated record
AGAAACAAAACCAUCAUCAUAUGACACGAAAUUUAAAAAACCCUAAUGGCCAUUAAUCUCAGAAGAAGAAGAUAGAAGAUUCCGCGCAAAGAACUCUCCUGAAACACGGAGUAACUGAGUACACCCAACCAGUGACCUUUGACUAUCAAUAUGUUUUCGAUUGCAGCGAUCAAUGAUACGGAGUCCAAAGAGAAGUGGGAGCCUUUAGCUCCUAGCAAGGAAGCUCAGGAGUUUCAUCUGUCACAAACAUAUCACGAGGGUCUUCUAAAGCUGCAAGCUAAAGACUACGAAAAGGCUCGGGAGCUGCUAGAGUCUAUCCUUAAGGAUCCUAUUAUAGCCAACUCCAAAGUGGAGACUAUCACAAACGAUAAUCAUCUCCAUCAUCUCAGAUUUUUGGCUCUGAAGAAUCUUGCCACUGUAUUUCUUGAGCUGGGUUCUAGUCAUUACGAGGAUGCUCUAAACUGUUAUCUUCAAGCUAUAGACAUAGAUGCCAAAGAUUCUGUGCUGUGGAACCAUCUUGGAACUCUAUCAUGCUCGAUGGGAUUGCUGAGUAUUUCACGAUGGGCAUUUGAACAAGGACUUCUCUGCAGCCCAAAUAAUUGGAACUGCAUGGAGAAACUUCUAGAAGUUCUCAUUGCCAUAGGUGAUGAAGUUUCCUGUCUUUCAAUUGCAAAUCUGAUUUUGAGGCAUUGGCCAUCGCAUUCUCGUGCUCUGCAUGUUAAACAUUCUAUUGAAGAAAUAGAUCCAGAACCUUUUGCGCCCAAGGGUAUAGAUAAGCUUGAACCUCAGCACGUUCGGCUCAAAUUUCUUGGCAAAAGAAAGGUGUCUGACAAGAAUCGGGACAACAAUGCUGCUUCCAAGAAGUUGAAAAAAAGAGUGGAAGUUAAACUUCCUGAAGCGUCAUGGGCGGCACUAUUAGAUACUCUACUUGGGAUAGUGCAUCCUCCGUGUGAAACUGUGGGCAUAUCAGCUGACAUUCCAAUCACCAUUGAAUUAGAUCUCAGUACAGAAGCUGUAAUGCAGGGUCCGGAAAAGAAUAAUCAUUGUGUGGAACCAGAUUCAAGUAAUGUGUCUGUUAAGGAUUGCAACAUCGGAAGAGAAAGUGGUGGUCAGGUUAAAGAAAAAGAGCCUCCGUUUUCUGAAGAACACCCUCAAGAGAGGCGGAGUACUCGGCUUGAACGUCUUAGGAACCAGAAACCUGAGAAGGCAGAGCUAGAGUCUGAUAAUAGCAAGGAUCCUAGCAGUGACAUCCUCCAGUAUCUUGAGACUUUUGUCCUUGAAGGUGGAUUCAACAGAGUGUCUGUCGGUUCUCACUGCCUUAACAAACCUGAUCCGAUUUCUGAACACGCUGUCGUUUCUAGUUUUGUGAAGGAAACUUCAGAAAAUUAUGGUGCUUAUCAUAUGGGUCACUUGCUUCUAGAGUAUAUUGCAAGUAAAUGUGAGCAUCUGUUGAGUCGUGAUGCAGCCUUAAAAAUUUUGGAGUUAGAAAAGCUCACCAGACACUGGGGUCUAGAUCGGAAACCUGAAUGUAGUCUUUUUCUCGCCGAGCUGUACUAUGAUCUCGAAUCUAAAGGAUCAGAUAUUCCUGAAUCCUCAUCAUGCAUGGUAGAAGUGACGUACCAUCUCUCUAAGAUAAUUGAAUCGGUUUCCCUUGAUCUUGCCAUCGAAUCGACCCCUAAUUCCUGGGAGAAAAGUUUUCCUGACUCCUCAUCUAAGAGUUGUCAAGGUGAUCAGACUGCUACGGAGGUGUUAGAUUAUAAUAAAAGAUCCUUCUGGGCUCGAUAUUUCUGGCUGAGUGCGCGGUUAUCAAUAUUGGAGGGUAAAAAAACUAAAGCUCUUGAAGAAUUUUUCAGGUGUUUAGCAUUGUUGGACAAGGAAGGUAUUGGAGAAUCUCCUGUCGUAAUUCAGAUGCCCCACUGCAGAAGAAUUCGAGAGCUGAACAUUGAUAGAAUCAUGCAUGAAAUAAAUCUGCUUAAGAUUGAUGUCUUGCUGGAAAAGACCGUACCUGAGAUGAUGGAGAAAGAAUUAUAUUCGGAGUGUGUUAAUUUACUUGCAUCACUUUUAUUUCCAGAUAAAGACAUCUGGACUGCAUCCUCUUUGAAAAUAGAAGAAGGGAUCUCCUCCACUGAGUUGUCAGCACUGGAAGUGUUAAUAAAAGCAUGCCAGAAGAGUAAGCCUAUAGAUGUAGAGGUUUAUCUGAACUGCCAUAGAAGAAAGUUGCAAGUACUCUUGGAAUCAACUGGUACGGGGCAACCUGUUUUGACCUCAUCUACAAAUUUGAGUGAGAAUUGGAAUCACUCGGUGGCAGAGGAAAUCAAGGGAAUUCUUCUUUGUAUCACUCAAGUGAAGAACUUUCUUGACCAGUUAGAUAACUCUAAUGACGUGGUUGCCCCAAGAGAUUGUAUAGCCGGUAUACAAUCUUUGCUUUUGACAGUCAUGUCAAAUAUCGUGAGGCAUUUUCUUUCUAAGAGAUAUUCAGAUUCUCAAAUUGCUGACGAGAUUGAAGAAGAGCAGAAAUGUUGCUUUCUCGAUGCAGCUAUUGGAUUUUGUAAACUUCAACAGCUUGACUCUACCAUAUCUACGAAAUACCAAGUUGAGUUGAUCAUAUGUCUCCAUGAUUUGCUUGCUGAAUAUGGGCUCUGCUGCGCUGGUAAAAAUUGUGCGGGAGAGGAAGGAUCUUUUCUCAGAUUUGCAAUUAAGCAUUUAUUGGCUGUGGACAUGAAAGUCAAAUCCAGCAUCAACUCCCCGGAUGGCAUUGGACAUGAUAUGGGGAAACUAUGCAGAAAUGAAAUAAAAUCAUUCGUCGCAGAAGUGCAUGUAGAGAGAAACGAAAGCACAAAAACUGAUUCUAAGAAGGAUGAUUCUGAAGGAAAGGUUAUUGAUAAGGAGAAAGAAGAGCUAGAAGAAGAAAAUAAAAAGAUUCCUGAACACACAGAAGUAGUUGCUGAAGAAGAAAAAGAUGAACUUGAGUUGCUAAUCAAUAACGCUUUAGAUCAAUGCUUUUUCUGUCUGUAUGGUCUAAAUCUUAGAGUCGAUGGUUCGUACCAAGAUGAGCUUGCUGCCCACGAAAACACUAGCCGGGGAGAUUAUCAGACCAAGGAACAAUGUGUUGAUGUUUUCCAGUACAUACUACCGUAUGCCAAGUCUUCUUCUAGAACUGGACUAGUUAAACUCCGCAGAGUCUUGAGAGCAAUUAAAAAGCAUUUUUCACAACCACCAGAUGAUCUUCUAGUUGGCAAUGUGAUAGAUACAUUCUUAGAUGACCCUGCUUUAUGCGAAGACAAACUCUCAUGCGAGGCUGGUUCUGAAGGUUUCCUUGAAACCAUAACUAAAUGUAUAAUUCACAGCAAAACUCUCAGCGAGUACAAGGUGUCACUGCUCCACAGUUCCGAACCCUAUUUGGAUGUCUACCGCAAUUUAUAUUAUUUCUUGGCUCAGUCAGAGGAAGUUAGUGCUAGUGAUAAAUGGCCCGGCUUUGUUCUCACCAAGGAAGGAGAAGAGUUUGUACAGCAGAAUGCAAAUCUGUUCAAAUAUGAUCUGCUCUAUAAUCCUCUGCGCUUUGAGAGUUGGGAAAAGCUUGGCAAUAUUUACGAUGAGGCAAUAGAUUUGUUGCUAAAUGAUGGGAGUAAGCACAUAAAUGUCGUAGGAUGGAGGAAGAAUGCUGCUCUUUCGCAAAGAGUUGAAACAAGCAGAAGAAGAAGCAGACGUUGCCUGCUAAUGAGUUUGGCGUUGGCAAAUUCACCAGAACAGCAGUCUGAGAUACAUGAGCUGUUGGCGCUGGUAUACUAUGACAGCCUUCAGAGUGUUGUGCCGUCUUAUGAUCAGCGGUCCGUGCUACCGUCGAAGGAUGCAACGUGGACAAAAUUUUGUGAGAACUCAAUGAAGCAUUUCAAGAAAGCCUUUGCACAUAGACAAGAUUGGUCACAUGCAUUCUACAUGGGAAAACUCAGUGAGAAGCUUGGGCACCCGUAUGAAAUUUCGUUAUCCUAUUAUGAGCAAGCCAUGACAUUGAACCCGUCUGCAGUAGAUCCUGUGUAUAGAAUGCAUGCUUCUCGUUUGAAGCUU